Pungitius pungitius (ninespine stickleback) is the source of this 1272-nucleotide messenger RNA. RefSeq names its product CD166 antigen homolog. Gene Ontology annotation, cellular component: plasma membrane. The coding region runs from base 124 to 1257 and encodes 377 amino acids. The record is from RefSeq and is a predicted model, not a curated record. Gene Ontology annotation, biological process: cell adhesion. The transcript has 9 exons. NCBI's taxonomy places the organism in Eukaryota, Metazoa, Chordata, Actinopteri, Perciformes, Gasterosteidae.
CCUCCUGUCAUCUCGUAUUUCACCUGCCCUCUGUUCUGACACUGCCCUAGGUUCGGACACCGACUUCUGCUCGUCAUUUCUGCCAGAUCACCAGAGGUAUCCACAGACACUUUCUCUAACAGGAUGGAUUCCGCCGCGUUCCUGUUGCUGGCUCUCGUGUACACCGGGACGCUUCUCAAUGUGUGUGCUACAGAAGUUGUAACUGCCCUGUAUGGAGAGAACAUUGUUGUACCAUGUAAUGGUGGAGCUGCCGCCCCAAAGGAUCUCAUGUUUGUCAAGUGGAAAUACGAGAAAGAUGACGGCACUGUGGGCGAUCUGUUGAUCAAACAAGUGAGAAGCGAGCAGGCCACGGUUCAGGCCACGGACAAUUACUCCGACAGGGUCAGCAUAGACGACAAGUUAGGUCUGCUCAUCACAGAGGCCUCGCUCAAAGACCAGAAGACCUUCACCUGCAUGGUGGUGUCAGCUUUUAACCUCAUGGAGUACCCCGUCUCUGUCGUUGUUUACAAGAAACCAUCUUCUGUUGAGAUUAUGGACAAGUCUGAAGUACUGCAGAAGGACAGAGCAACAACGGUUGGAACAUGUGUUGCGAGGCAUGCCAACCCCGCAGCUACGAUCACAUGGAAAAAAAAUGAAAAGGUCCUGGUAGCCGAUGGGAAAGCUGUUGUCAUCACCCCAAGCAUAAAGCUGGACCCUGCCACUGGCCUGUCCACCACCGCGUCCACCCUCCAGUAUGCAGCCUCCAAGGAGGACGCUGUGGCAGUCUUCACCUGCUUGUCCAAACACCAGCUGAGCAGUCAGGAAGAAGAGCUGGGACCUUUCCCUGUUCACUAUCCAUCGGAGAAGGUGAGCCUUCAAAUUUCGUCCAAGGGGCCCAUUGUGGAAGGAGAUAACGUAACGCUGAAGUGUAACGCUGAUGGCAACCCUCCACCCAGCUCUUUUUACUUCCACAUCAAGGACCAGAAAAUGCUGGUGAAAAAUUCAGACACCUACACUUUGGCCGGCAUCAGCAGAGAGGCAGAGGGUGUAUAUAAAUGCUCACUGGCUGACAACGAGAAAAUGGAGGCAUCCCAAAGCAUCGUUGUUAGCUACAUGGACCUAAGUCUGACCCCCACUGGGAGGGUUGUCAAGAGCAAAGGGGACACCUUGUCCGUGAUGAUGGAGAAGAGUGCCUCGGCUGACACUAAAGUGUCUUGGACAAAGGUAAUGCUGUCAGAGUUCGAUGGGAGGGAAGUGACAAUCCAACCUCAAUUUUAAUAUCUUUAUACUGUA